AAAACUAUUGAUCUCACUGGUACUGCUGUGGUUUCAUUUCAGUGUUGAUGAUGCUUUCCUGAUUUCCCAAUACAGCUUCCCAAGUUACUUCCUGCUUUUGAUUCACCAUUCAGAUCCCUUUUGUGACCCCAGGGCUAUGCCUGUUUGUUUUUUUUCCCUCAGGAGAGAAAGUCUCACUGGUCAGUCAUAGUUUACUGUGGUUAGUCCAUGUGAGGGUUCACUUUGGAUGAAGAGAAAAAUAAUAUGAUGAUUUCUGGCCUGCCCCGUAUGUAACCAUCUCCAUAGUCAUAUAUCUCCUUGAAGUCUAAAAGGGCACUACAAUUGCACAGCAGUGUAGUGUUCUUGUGCUAAAACAUUUCAAAGGAUGUGCUAGGGAAGAAAUAUCUCUUCUUUGAAUUUGUUUGUUAGGUUACUGUUGGUGAAAUAAAUCUACUGCAGUGCAGAAAUUAUAGAAGCAAAACUUAAGAUUUUAUUAUGCUUAAGGACAGAUUCAGGAUUCAAAAAUAGAUAAAUAAAUUACCCUGAACAAAGAUUAGGAUCUUAACAAGACUUUUUACAGACAAAAUUACUUGAGAAAAAUGAUUAUUUUACAUAUUGCAAUCUCAGAUAUUCCCUUAGGCCAUAGAAGAUAAAAAAGAUACAUAAUCCCAGGCUUCCCUCAAUGUUACAAACAUUAAACAAAUUUAGUUAAGCCAAUCAUAAUCUCAUAAUUCCCUAAAGGAAACAAACCUAGUUAAACAGACUCUAUAGGUAAACCAAGUUUCUAAAUUAAAUUCUAGAUUCUAGAUUCUAGAUUAAAUGACAUUUAACAGGUUCACAAUGUUCUGAUUGAGGAGAAAGGGAUUUAUAUGUUACCAAGAUAAACCAGGAAUCAACUACAGUCUGAUCUUUCUUCAAAUAACUGUAUAACUUUAGGAGGCUCAAACUUCUCUUUGACUUCUAUCUCAGUAAUAUCAAAUAGUUAUUAACUUCAUUUCAUGAAGUUUUAGUCAGGUGAGGUCAAUAUUAACAGGAGACAUUUUUAGUUUAUCAAAAAUUGCAGGAAUGGCCCUGAGUCCCAAAUGAUAAAAAGUAAUGAAAGAACAUUAAAAAUAAUCAUAGCAGUUGUUUUGACUUUUUUCCUUAUAAUAAAGAUGAAGCAAAUUUAUUUGAUAGUGAAAAUGUAACGGAUUUUAUCAAUACAUAUCUUUAUGCUUCGUUAUUUUUUUUUUACUAUAGCUUUUUAUUUACAAAACAUUCAUGGGUAAUUUUUCAACAUUGACCCUUGCAAAACCUUCUGUUCCAACUUUUCCCCUCCUUUCCUCCACCCCCUCCUCUAGAUGGCAAGUAAUCCAAUACAUAUUAAAUAUGUUAAAGUAUAUGUUAAAUCCAAUUUGUGUAUACAUAUUUAUACAGUUAUUUUGCUGCACAAGAAAAAUAGGAUCUAGAAAAAAAGAAAAAAACCUGAGAAGGAAAACAAAAAUGCAAGCAAACAAUAACAGAAAGAGUGGAGAUGCUAUGUUAUGGUUUACACUCAUUUCCCAUAGUUCUCCCUCUGGGUGAAGCUGGUUCUCUUCAUUACUGAACAAUUGAAACUGGUUUGAAUCAUCUCAUUGUUGAAGAGAACCACGUCCAUCAGAAUUGAUAGUUGUAUAAUUUUGCUGUUGCCAUGUACAAUGAUCUCCUGGUUCUGCUCAUUUCACUUAACAUCAGUUCAUGUAAGUCUCUCCAGGCCUCUCCGAAAGCAUCCUGUUGGUUAUUUCUUACAGAAUAAUAAUAUUCCACAAUAUUCAUAUACCAUAAUUUAUUCAGCCAUUCUCCAACUGAUGCGCAUGCACUGUUUCCAGUUUCUAACCACUACAAAAAGCCACAUUUUUGCACAUAUAGGUCUCUUUCCCUCCAUUAAGAUUUCUUUGGGAUAUAAGUCCAGGAGUAACACUGCUGGAUAAAAGAGUAUGCACAGUUUGAUAACUUUUUGAGCAUAGAUCCAAAUUGCUCUCCAGAAUGGUUGGAUUCAUUCACAAUUCCAUCAACAAUGCAUCAAUGUCCCAGUUUUCCCACAUCCCCUCCAACAUUCCGCAUUAUCUUUCCCUGUCAUUCUAGCCAAUCUGACAGGUGUGUAGUGGUAUCUCAGAGUUGUCUUAAUUUGCAUUUCUCUGAUCAACAAUGAUUUGGAGCAUCUUUUCAUAUGACUAGAAAUAGUUUCAAUUUCUUCAUCUGAAAAUUGUCUGUUCAUAUCCUUUUACCAUUUAUCAAUUGAAGAAUGGCUUGAUUUAUUAUAAAUUUGAGUCAAUUCUCUAUAUAUUUUAGAAAUGAGGCCUUUAGCAGAACCUUUGGAUGUAAAACUGUUUUCCCAAUUAUUGUUUCCCUUCUAAUCUUGUCUGCAUUAGUUUUGUUUGUACAAAACCUUUUUAAUUUAAUAUAAUCAAAAAUAUCUUUUGUGUGUUUGUCUUUAGUAAUGAUUUUCAAUUCUUCUUUGGCCACAAAUUAUUUCCUUUUUCACAGAUCUGGGGUAAAAUACUUUGUUCUUCCAAUUUGUUUAUAAUAUCACUCUAUAUCUAAAUCAUGGACCCAUUGCCAUCUUAGCUUGGUAUAUGCUGUUAAGGUAUGGGUCAAUGCCUAGUUUCUGCCAUACUAGUUUCCAACUUUCCCAGCAAUUUUUGUCAAAUAGUGAAUUCUUACCUCAAAAGCUGGGGUCUUUGCAUUUGUCAAACAUUAGUUAUUAACUAUUUUGUCCUGUGAACCUAACCUGUUCCACUGAUCAACUUGUUAUUUUGUGAUAUGUAAUUUGUUAGAAAAAUGUUCUGGAUAUUUCCCCUGUGCUCCAUGCCUGGAAAUGCAUUUGGAAUUCCUGGUUGCCUUCAAGAUUCAAUUCAAGCUUUAUCUUUUACAUGAGAACUUUCUGGAUCCCCUUAAUUGCUAUUUACCUUCCUUUGCAACUCCACUCCCCCCACUUUCCCUCACCAUUUCCUUGGGUCUGUUGUGCAUAUUUUUGUACCCUAUGUGCACGUCUCUCUCGUUUAAUGAAAGCUCUCUGAGGCUAGGGAAGGUUUUACUCUUUGCAUCUUCUGCCAUAGGCACAGAGCGCUUAAGAAAUGGCCACAGAAAGAGCAGAGAUGGGGACAACUAACCUUUGUCACCAGGCCUGAGUAACCAUGCAGUCAAGGUCAGAAUAAUACAGCUUCAGAAUUCAAGUCAGAACAACAGAAGAGGAAAAGCAGGGAGGAAGAGGAGGGACACAAGGCCGAAGGGGUUUGAUCGGGCUCUGGGCGGGAGCAAAGCUGGGACAAGACCGCAGGAAGUGGGUGGGGAACUGGAAAGCUAAAAAGCCAGACUGGGAGAAGAGAGGUUGGGUCACGCUGGGCGUCUGCGGCGGACUCCUGGGCGCGGUGGCUGAGGGCCUCGGAAAGCAGGCCCCGCAAGUUCAAGUUCUCCACUCUGACUCCUCCCCCCGCCCCCACCUCCGGGGGAGGAGAGAUCCUAGUGUCCAGGCCUAAGACUCAAAGGAGGGGAGGAUCCUACGGCAGCGCGCUAACUCCUCUCCUCCCUCCACAGCGGCCACCUUCCAGCAGCGACCCGGGGACGCUCCUUCCCGGGCCCUGGAGCUCCCCUGGCUAGAGCCAAGAAUGGCUACCCUGCCGCUGGAGGAGAAGCUGCUCUGUGCAAUCUGCCUGGAGCUGUACCGGGAGGCGGUCACUCUGCCCUGCGGCCAUAACUUCUGCCGGGCGUGCAUAGUGGACCACUGGAACCGGCAGGAGGUGGACUGCCCCCAGUGCCGCACCCCGUUCGCGCAGCGGCCCGAGCUGCACAAGAACGGGGCUCUGUGUGACGUGGUGGAGACCGUCCGGGCGGCCGAGUGGCAGGUGGCAGCGGGGGCGCCCGUGCCCGGCCCGAGAUCCGCAGCCCGCUGCCCCCGGCACGGGCGGGCCCUGGAGCUCUACUGCCGCACCGAGAAGCAGUGCAUCUGCUGCGCCUGCACUGUGGACCAGUGCCAGGGCCACCGGCGCGUCCUGCCCGACGUGGAGCGCAAGGCGCGGCAGAAACAUCUGGAAGAACAGCUGGAAGAAAACUGGAGGCAGUCAAUCCAGACUGAAGAAAAACUUCAAGAGCUGCAACAGAAGAGUAAUGAGAUCCAGGACUCAGCCCACAUUCUGACCCUGGCUGUUUCCAACAAAGUCACUGCUCUGCUGCGGGUCCUUGAAACACGGCGGGAUAAGGCCUUGCAGAACAUUGAGAAGGAAAAGGCAGCUUCACUGGCACAGGCCGGGGCGAUCAGGCAGGGGCUUCAGGACCACCUGGAACGCCUGGCGCAGCACAUCCAGCAGAUCCAAGAGCUUCAGUCCUGUUCCGAUGACCUGAGCUUCUUGCAGCGGUCCCUACUUCUGAUACCCCCUGAGCCUUUGGCCCCAAUGCCAUCAUUGAAAUGGAAUGAAGAUUCUGGUCCGUUGAAUAAGCUGGAGAGGACACUGGACCAAAUCUGUCAACUCCUGCUGAAGGAUGAGAUUGACGCUGUGAGUCCUGGAGAUGCUGAGCCUGGCCUCAAGGAGCGCCGAGAGCCUGAGACCAAUUCCCUGGAACCAAUUCCACGACCGGUGUGCAGUCUGAGGAAGAAGCUGACACAAAAUUAUCGCAACCUCACCUUUGACCCUCUCACUGCUAAUCAUUACUUCCACUUUUCCCGCCAAAACCAACGGGUAAAACAUGGCUUCAAGUCCCAGCACACCUCCCAGCCUGGGAGGUUUCAGCUCUGGCAAGUGCUGUGUGCCCAGGGCUUUGAGGCAGGAAAGCACUACUGGGAAGUGGAAGUGUCUGAUCAUUCGGUGACCCUGGGCAUCACCUACCCUGGGCUCUCCCGGCAAAAGCAGCUCAGACAGACGGACAACAUUGGGAGAAAUUCUUAUUCCUGGGGGCUUCGGGUGCAGGAGAAGGGCUAUGAAGCCUGGCACAAUGGGGAGGCCCAACAGCUUCCAGGCAAACCUGGAAACCUCUUUGGAAUGGAGUUGGAUCUGCCCGUUGGAUGUCUCUCUUUCUACAGCUUGGAGCCUCAGUUCCAGCUCCUGCAUGUCUUCAAUGCCUUCUUCACCCAGCCCCUCUAUCCUGUUUUCUGGCUCUGUGAAGAUAGAACCAUCACCCUCUGUCAUCUGCCUGGGGCCAAACCUUAUUCGGGGCCCCAGGGAGAGGCACUUAGUCCCAGCUGACCAGUAUCUAAAGAGGGCGGGGGAGCCCAGAUAAAUAACGAUUCUGUUAAAAGAUGCUGCAGGGAGCUGAAGGUCCAGAUGCCAGGGCCCAGGGCCCUGCUCUUUUGUUUUCCCCACUUAAUAAUAUUUUAUUUUUUCCAAUUAUUUGUAAAGAUAGUUUUCAACAUUUAUUUUUAUAAGGUUUUGAGUUACAAAUGUUUUUUUCCCUCCCUAAGAAAGAAAACAAUCUUAUAGGUUUUACAUCCACAAUUACGUUAAACAAAUUUACCCAUUAGUCAUGUUGUGAAAGAAAAAACAAAACAAAAGGGAAAAGCCUUAGAACCCCCUCACUCCCCAAAAAAACUAAAUAGUUAUAGUAGUGUGCUUUGAUCUGCAUUCAGAUUCUUUCUCUGAAUGUGGACAGCACUUCCAUUAUAAGUCUCUUGGAAUUGUUUUGGAUGACCGAAUUGCUGAGAAGAGCCAAGUCUGUCAAAGUUGACCAUUGCACAAUGUUACUGUUACCGUAUACAGUGUUCUCCUGGUUCUGCUCACUUCACUCAGCAUCAGUUCAUAUAAUUCUCUCCAGGCCCCUCUAAAAUCAUCCUCCUGGUCAUUUCUUAUAAAAUAAUAAUAUUCCAUAACAUUCAUAUAUCAUUAUUCAGCAGUUUCCAAUUCUUUGCCACCACAAAAAGAGCUGCUAUAAAUUUAUUUUUGAACAUGUAGGUCCUUUUCCCUUUAUUAUGAUCUCUUUGAAAUACAAAUAUAAUAGUGAUAUUGAUGGAUCAAAGGGUAUACACAAUUUUUAAAUAGUAUUUUUCCCCAAAUACAUGCAAAGAUAGUUUUCAACAUUCACCUUUGUAAAACUUUUGUGUUCCAAAUUUUUCUUCUCCUCUUCUCCCCUCCCCUUCCCAAGACAGCAAGCAAUCCAAUAUAAGUUAAACAUGUGGUUCUUUGAAAUCCAUUUCCAUAUUUGUCAUGCUAGGGGGAAAAAAACCAAGCAAACAAACAACAAUCAAAAAAAAAAAAAAAAAGAUGAAAAUACUAUGCUUUAAUCCACAGUCAGUCUCCAUAGUUCUUUCUUUGAAAGUGAAUGGCACUUUCCAUCACAAGUCUGUUGGAACUGCAUGGUUCCAAAUUGUUCUCCAGAAUAGUUGGACCAACAAUGUAUUAGUGUUCCAUUUUUCCCACAGCUUCUCCAAUAUUAAUUCUGUUACCAAUCUGAUUGUGUGAGGUGAUACCUCAGGGUUGUUUAAUUCACAUCUCUCUAAUUUAUUCUAAUAGAAUAUUUUUUCCUUUUAUUCCUCAAUAGUAUUUUAUUUUUCCAAAUAUAUAUAAAUAUAUUUUUGUAUUUCAACAUUCAUUUUUGUAAAACUUUGUGUUCCAAAUUUUUCUCCCUCUUUCCCUCAUCAUUCCUCUUCCUAAGAGUGUAAAAUACCAUUUAAUACUUAACCCUGGGCAGCCACUUCAUCUGUGAAUGCCUUAGCGUUACUCGGUAUUUUGCAUUACCAGUCUGUCCUAAUUCCCAGGGACAUUUUUUGCCCAGAAAACCUCUGGCCACUGACCUUUGCAGUGUCAACUAAUUCUACCUGGCUGCCUCCUCUGAGGCCUUCAGAGGCCUCUGGCCACGAUUUCUUGAAUUGCCUGGCAAAAAAACAAAAACAAACACGAACAAAAAUUCUUCCAAAAAGAGAUCCAUUAGCUUCACCAGAUUGCUCAAGAGGUUUCUAUCACAAAAAUAGUCACAGUUCUGUACCCUAAAAAAAGAAAAGAGGUUGAGGGUCCUGAGCAUUGUCUCUAAGAGAAAAAAAAGCAAUCAUAAUCUCUGCAGAGAGAUUAAGGAUCUGGGUGAGGGUGGGCAAUUUUCUGGAGGAGGGAAUGCAAGAUCCAGAUAUUAAAUCACCAAGUUAUAGUGAGUUAUUUGGACAAGUCAAGUAGGAAGGAAUGGGAAGGAUGUCCUUUUCCAGCAGCUCCACCAUGAUUGUUCCUUCUGGGGCGAGUAUAGACUACAGGAAACAAUGCAAGUCUGGGGCAGGCUGUAUAGGACCCUGUGAAAGAACUGGGGAUUCAUCAGGAUGUUGGAAGGUUGCCUUCAUGGUAACCCUGAGAUGAGUUCUUUUUAAAAAGAAACACUGAGUAAUUCAUGUGUUUUCAGUCUCUACUGAUGAGCUCCUGUGAGUCCUUUCUGUCCGGGGGAAACAAAGGAUGUCCUGUUUCCCACCAUCCCCCAAACUAAACUUUUACACCGCAGCAUAUGCCCCCAAAUAGUCAAUCCAGUGCAAACUUAAUGUGAGUUAAUCAUUGCAGUGAAUUAGAGAGAGAUGGGGCUAGGUGGAAUGUACCCAGAGGCUGAUGCUGGAAGGUGUGUGCAGGAGCACCCUGCUUUGCCCCAUUUAGUGUGGCCAGGUGUCCACCUGCUUCCUUUAGCCUCGUGGACCUCAUCCAGCUUCCUUAGGGAUCAGCUGUGACUCAAUCUGGAUUUGCUUCUUUAUGCCUAUCAGUAUUGGGUGAGGGAGAGAUGGGGCAACAUUCUCCGUUUGAUGCUAAGAGCUAAGGGCUGUCUGGGCUCAAACGGACACUUAAAUUCGAAGUUAUGAUCGGGUAAAAAGGAGGAGACUACUCAGUUUUAGAGGUGAGAACAAAAAACAAGAAACAGCUAACAUGGGAUAUGUGCCAACUGUCUGGUAAGUGCCAGGAGAAUGACCUUGUGUGGUUCUCUCAAAGGAGGAAUCCAAGACUUCUGUUUUCCAGUUAGGAUCUUAUUUGUGAAAUGCUAACUCAGAUUUCACAGGGGAGAGGGAAUAAAAUCAUGCAAUUCAUGCAAAUCAUGCAAAGAUCCUAACAAGGGAAUUAAAGUCUUAUUUAUUAAUGGAACUAUGUACAAAUUUGUAUAACAAGCAAUAUUAAUUCAUUUACAUUUCUCAGAGGGAAAAAGGCUAGUGUUAGAGUUGCAAAAUUCUCUGAUGCAGGAACAUAUUCUCAUGCACAUACAUAACAAGAGAUUCAAGGAUAAUGUUCUUCAAGACCAUGACAUUGGGGAGGUGAUGCUGUGACAUGCAAGUGAAUUAAUUGAAGUGAAGGAGGGCUAUGCAAGGUCACUUGCCUCACUCCCCUCCAGAAAUAUCAGACAUUAUGGAAAACAUCGCACAAAUUUAAAGACUUUUUUUGGUGGUCUUGCUCUUUUAUCCUAGUUCCCUUGUCAACUGGUCAAUAAGAAUUUUUUAAAGCACUUCUGUGUGUCAGGGAUAUUCUGGUGGCACAAAAUGCCAGGUUCAGAAUCAAGAAGAAUCUUCCUCUGUUAUCCUAGGCAAAUCACUUUAUCCUAUUUGCCUUUGUAUUCUCAUCUGUAAAAUAAAUUGGAGACGGAAAUGACAAACCA
Antechinus flavipes (yellow-footed antechinus) is the source of this 8532-nucleotide messenger RNA. It is a transcript of the gene TRIM65, whose product is annotated as tripartite motif containing 65. The record is from RefSeq and is a predicted model, not a curated record. Bases 3606 to 5177 code for a protein of 523 amino acids. The transcript is spliced from 6 exons. Gene Ontology annotation, biological process: positive regulation of autophagy. Lineage: Eukaryota; Metazoa; Chordata; Mammalia; Dasyuromorphia; Dasyuridae. Gene Ontology annotation, molecular function: protein binding; zinc ion binding.